AUGCCUUCAUUCCCAACGAAGCCUCUGGUCCGCCCUCGGGAAGAUGGGUUACAAUUGAGUUACAAACUGUCGCAUCGCGUGCAUGCCGCUCAAGGAUACCCACUACGAGCCCCAAACGGCGCCUCAAUCAUCGUGUAUGGGAACGAAAAUGGACUCAAGGUUGUAUGGAGAGGCGGACGUCAAUUCUCAGCCCUUCAGAAGUUCGAACCAGCUCGAUCGGAGAGAAACGCCGGCAACAAUGAUGAUUCGGUCAUGAUCCUCGAUUCCGACGACGAAGAUGCGCCUGAUGUCUCCCUAGCUCAAGAAGAGCCCAGAUACGAUUUUGUCAAUGAGGAGACUGAGGUCGACCCGUCAUCUCCCUAUGAGCCUAUUUUGCGACAGAUAGAUAUUCCCUUGGGAAGCAGGGUUCUGCAUUUGGCUAUCCCUCGCGUUACUCCCGAAGAAUCACGAUCGCCUCUUGAUCCCUUUCCGCCUAUCGCGAAAACGACAAUCGUUAUAGCUGCGGUCUGCUCAGACUUUUCGACUCGUAUUGUCACUCUUCCACUCCGCCCUCCUCACCCUGAACAAACCAACCCUAAAGACUGGCACAUUCAAAGCAUCACCCUCAAUGGCGGAGUCACUCAUCAAGAUAUCCCUCGCGGUGUGUCCCUAACCUUCACCUGUGAACUAACAGAGGAGGACCAGAAUCCACCCAAGGCGCGGAGUCGGGCCGAAGCAUCUGGACAAUGGAGUCUUGUUGUGGCCACGCAUUCCGCUGAAGGAUCCGGCCUGCUCUUGGUGCACCGGAUUUCAACUCAUGAGGAGCCAUCUGGCUACUACACCAUCCUGGAAGAUGACCUUGUCUCUCAAAAAAAGAUCCUGCCGUCACCAGCACAAACUAUCGCAUUCAAUCCCUCUACUUACCCUUCCACCCGCCACGCGCACCUACUCGUCGCCUUUCACAGCGGCUGCGUCAAGAUAUUCUCCUGCUUUUCCAUUCAAAGAUCCUCGAGAUCAGCCAGGCGAGCUUCUCUUCCACGGGAGGAGCUUGAAACCAUCGACGGAGAGGGUCGCUGGCUCAUCAGUCUAUACCCUGGCUUCGAGCAAAGCCCGACUGGGCUUUCCCGGCGUAAGACUAUCAUUGAUGCCGCCUGGGUGUUGGGUGGCCGAGCUGUCAUGGUUCUCCUCAUGGACGGCGAAUGGGGCAUAUGGGAUAUCGAGGGAGCAGGCCCCGGGACCGUCAAGGGCCCAUUACACCGCCAGACCAGUGUCCAGGGGGUGAGUGGAGGCUCUCUCACAACCUACGCUGUCAGCGGUCGUAUCGCAUCUCCGCCGUCCAACACACAAUCCGAAGCCGAGUCACGGCCUCGUUUUGCACCUAUGACACCAUCCACCAAGCGAGUUCGCGAAGAUACCUUCCUGAAAGGAUCAAUGAUUCCAUCUAGCCCAUCCCUUCGUGGACAGAUCUCUGUCCUGCAGACCAACCCUCCUCAAGACGCACUUCCGGAUGAGUCCAUCUUACUGCGUCAUGGCCGUCUCAGUGCCAUGAUUCCUAGCCUGCUUUCUCUGUGGCGCAAUGCCGUCCGUACUACUGGUACAAUGGACGCUUCGAACCGGUGCCGCGUGACGCCGUUCCAAGACGGACCGAAUGCCUUUGAUGUCCUCGUUGCCUCCGAACAUCACCUUAUAAUCCUGGCCCCUCGCCUGAUUCAGGAUGAUGAGAAUGUCUCAAGCGCAAUGGUGAAGCAAGAAGCAGCCGACGCCGAUGCAGAACGAGAUCAAGCGAUGCUUCAACGAGGCGAUCUGGAUGUGGAAGGGAUGGGUCGACUGAUCAACGGAAUGGUCAGUGGCUCCAAUCCUUUACGGGUCGGUAGCCCUGUUAAGCGGACCCGCGUUUUCACUUGA
Molecule: messenger RNA, 1884 nt
Organism: Penicillium chermesinum
Lineage: Eukaryota; Fungi; Ascomycota; Eurotiomycetes; Eurotiales; Aspergillaceae
Exons: 3
Coding region: 1-1884 (627 amino acids)
Molecular function (GO): protein binding
Source: RefSeq, a predicted model, not a curated record